GGGAGUGGGGGCUGUAGCCAAUAGAAGCUCGCGGAAGAGAUCAGCAGAUACAGGUGUCCGUGUAACGCUGUUGACAGCUCUUGGUGGCCGGACCCGUCGGUGCCGUGUAUAUACAGCUCAGCGAUAAUGGAAAAACAAGUACCUCUAAAUCAGGAGGACAACACUUUGAUUCGGAGCAUAGAGGAAGAAUACAGAAAAGCGUUUCUCUUUAUCAAUAAAGGCUUGAACACUGAUGAGUCGGGUUACAAGGAACAAGCCCGUAACUAUUAUAGGCAAGGGCAGGAGCAUUUGAUAAGGGGGCUGAGUGUCCCUUUACGUGGACCUCAUUGCGUCGGUCCGGCAUGGGACUCUGCGAGACAAAUGCAAGUUAAGAUGCAGGAGACCCUGCAAAACGUUAACACUCGUUUGAAUAUCUUACAGCAGAGUAUGGCAGCGGCUUCAGUAAAUCCAGCUGCUCCAGUUGUUCCAGUUCCUGCAGGUGCACCUGCCCAAGUUCCCAACAUGUAUCCAGAACUACCCCCCAAGGAAAAAGAGAAACCAUCCAGACCACCGCCUCCAAAUCUUCCCUCGUUCCCAGCGGAGUCCUGUCCUGUUAAUAACGGUGCUUCCGUUAUGCCAGGCAAUGAACCUAUUCCUCCAAUGAACCCCUUUAUUGCAGGAGCGACGGCAGCUCCCCCAACUUAUACUCCUCAGGCCACAGAUGGCCAUUACACGGUUUCUUACGGGACUGAAUCCGGAGAACUUCCUACAGUAGGAGAUGACUUCUACUCCAUUCAAGUUCAGCCACCACCAGUACAUAGUCUGGGGGUAGAUGCAGACGAGAUGAUACUUAUCCCUCAAGGUGUACAGAUAUUUUUUGUGACCCCUGAUGGCCAAGUCAGCGCUCCGUCCUAUCCCGGAUAUCUCCGUAUUAUAAAGUUCAUGGACACCAGCAGCGAGGCAGCACAGGGACGCCCACCAGCUUUCCUUCAGGUGUGUGAUUGGCUGUAUCCACUCAUGUGGACACAGUCGCCUGUCUUCAGGUCAAACAAUGGAGUGUACAUGUUUCCAGACUUGAUGUCCCAGGUUCCAGGGUCUUAUGUGGGGGUUGUUCUGUCUCAUGAGCUGCCAGCAGCAGACCAGGAACUUUUUGAGGACCUUCUGAAGCAGAUGUCUGAUCUGAGGAUCGAGCCUUCUGAAGCAUCAAGUCAAGUCAUUGACAUCAGUCAGACAAUACAUGUUGUUCCUGAGCCGAAGGAGACAUUACCAGAAUGGAGCGAGAAAGUUGCACAAGGAAUUCUGUCUGGUGCUUCCUGGCUGAGCUGGGGUUUUGUGAAAGGAGCCGAGUUCACUGAAAAAGCCAUUCAAAAAGGUGCAACAAAACUGCGAGAACACAUCCAGCCUGAUGAGCGGCCUGCGGAGGUUAAUCCCACGGUGGCCAAAGGACUUCAUGUAGCCAAGCAAGCCACGGGUGGGGCAGUGAAAGUCAGCCAGUACCUUGUUGAUGGCCUGUGCUCCAUUGCCAGCAGCGUUGGGAAGGAGCUAGCGCCACACGUGAAGAAACAUGGGGGCAAGCUUAUCCCUGAAUCCCUGAAGAAAGACAAGGGUGGCAAGUCCCAACUGGAAGGUGCUAUGGUGGUGGCCGCCAGUGGAGUCCAAGGAUUUGCGACUGUAUGGCAGGGGCUGGAAUAUGCUGCUAAGAACGUUGCAAAAAGUGUUGCAUCAGAGACCGUUCACACUGUCAAGUACAAGUAUGGUAAAGACGCUGGCCAUGCCACAGACAAUGCCAUGAAUUCUGCUAUUAAUGUUGGAGUAACCGCAUUUAACAUUGAUCACCUUGGCAUCAAAGCUAUAGUGAAAAAAUCUGCCAAAGAAACUGGCCACGCCAUCCUCGAGGAGUACAAGAUAACAGAGAAGCAAGAAAAAAAAGACGGACUUCACUGAACCAUUACUAAUUUCAUGCUGCCUUAAAUGCGUGGACCUUCUCCUACUUGGCUUGAAAAAUUAAUGCUGGGUUUCUUACCCAUGACAAAGCAUUUGUGAAAGGACCUUUACUGUUCUAGUAGGUGCUGCAGUGCUUCAUAUUAAUCCUUCUGGCUGCAACCAAACAGACGUGGUGUAGAACCUGUCAGAGCGCUGAUGUAUAAUGUGAGGCUAUCAGGCUGGAUGCAGGUAUUAAUGCGCUUUCCCAAUCCUGUUUGAAGUGGCCAUCAUGUGUGUUUAGUUUGCCUUUAACAAAGGAAGGUCUGGUCCACACCAACCUCCACACUAAAAACAUGGAAAUCCAUAGUGGAUAGAGUCCAUCCUCGGGACUUUAGCAGCGCAGAUCUUGAUCCCCUUUUCACAUGAGAAAAGGUAAAUGAAUGGCAUGGCUCUGUGGUUUUGAUAAAUAUCUAUAUUCGUGUGAGUAUACCGACACAUAUUAAAAUAUUAAUUGUGUAGCUAAGGGGAAUGCCGCCAUACUGCCUAAAAACCCAAUGACGUGUUCUGCAUUCUGUCUAACUUUGGGUUUUGUUGCUAUCUGAUAAAAUAUUAUCAAAUUAAAUGUAAUCCAGAUAUUGAGACCUUC
Molecule: messenger RNA, 2548 nt
Organism: Spea bombifrons (plains spadefoot toad)
Lineage: Eukaryota; Metazoa; Chordata; Amphibia; Anura; Pelobatidae
Gene: SPART
Product: spartin
Exons: 8
Coding region: 127-1923 (598 amino acids)
Biological process (GO): cell division; negative regulation of BMP signaling pathway
Cellular component (GO): plasma membrane
Source: RefSeq, a predicted model, not a curated record